AUGAUUCCCACAGCUUCAGCAACUGCAACCACAAUGUUACUCAGAUCAGAGGAUGGUAUGCCAUCAAACACCCUUUUCAUGCCUUCAUCAUAUGAAGAUGACAAGAAACUGGAGACCACACACUUUCUCUCAACGGCCUCAAGUAACACCAGUACCACCACCACUGCCAACACCAAUCUUUAUCAGCAACGGCGUCGACGGAUUGCCAGUGACUCCUCUCUGUCUUCCCAAUCUGACAGUGGUCGCCGCCGAUCUUUUCGUCAAGAUAUGGGACAGGCCGCCUCUAAUACUUAUCUGAUUACCCGUCUUACCUUCAAGAUGUUGCUAUAUCUUGGGGUAGGCUACAGAUCGAUCAUCAGAUUUCUUGCCCUUGGUUGUUAUGCUUUCCUAGUUAUCCCCGGUUGUUUUCAAGGUUUGCAACAUUCUGAUCUACUGACAAAUGUCCAGUUCUUGCAGCAUAACAAAGUUUGCUUGUCUAUUGCAGUUGGGUAUUACUAUUUUUCCUCAAGUCAGGUCCGUAGAGGUGUAGUUUAUGGUGAUCAACCAAGGAAUAGGCUUGAUUUGUAUUUACCUAAGAAUACAGAUGGUCCAAAGCCAGUUGUUGCAUUUGUAACUGGUGGAGCCUGGAUUGUUGGGUGA
Molecule: messenger RNA, 639 nt
Organism: Ilex paraguariensis (yerba mate)
Lineage: Eukaryota; Viridiplantae; Streptophyta; Magnoliopsida; Aquifoliales; Aquifoliaceae
Source: the annotation of a GenBank genome assembly